GAUGCGAUAUCAAGCGGAAUCCUGUUUUGUAUGGAAAACAGAAUCGUCCACGAUGAUCGGGGACCAGUGAUCGCUGUUACCGUUUGCGUUUCCUCGACAGUAAGGUCACUCGCGAUUAUUCUGAGGGUCGCGCAAUCGAGUUUUCCGCGGGAAAACAAUGUCUGGAUACCGAAGGGUGAAUUACUACGAGCUGUGCAGAUUGUGUACCAGUAGCGAAGGCAACAAAAUGAACAUUUUCCGGGACGAAGGUCGUAGACGGCAACUUCAGUCGAAAAUACAAACGUGUUUACCUGUUCAGGUUUUGGAAGAGGAUUCCUUGCCAAAAGUCGUCUGCCACGAUUGUGUAAAGAAGUUGGAAAAUUUUAUUGAAUUCAGAGAAACCGUUGUGAGCGCGGAGGGUAUGUUGGAAUCGUAUUUUACUUCGUUACGAUUUUCCGAGGAUUUCCUGAAAGAGGGUAAGGUUUACGUGAAAAGCACGGAAAAAGAUAGGCCGACAACACCGGAGAAUGAUGUGUUGAAGUCAAUAGAAAAAGUAUCGCCCGCUGCGGCAAAUCAAAUAGUUAAUAAUGAUCAGCCGAUACAGCAUCAACAGCCUGUUGUUGUCAGUAAUAUUAAUGCUUCUAACAUUCAAAUUAUCAGUGGAGUUCAAGCAAGAGUGCAGCAGUACAAGUGUGCCAUGCAGAUGCAGCCAGGUGGUAUGGCGGCAGCUGUUGUGGAAGCAACAGCAGAAACGCAUUAUAGUUAUCAGCAACAGACUUCCCAGCAAGUAUCCCCUCAAUCAAACGAUGCGCAAAAUCAAAUAACAGAACAGCACAGCCCAGCCUCGCAAAUUCAGCAAGUGCAAGGUCAAAUACAAAGUCACGGUCAAAUGAAUCAGCAAAUACAGCCACAAAGACAGAUUACACAGCAGAUGAAUCAGUCGGCACCGAUUCCGCAACAACAAAAUCAAACGCAGGUUGGUCAACAACAACAGAAUCAGUCGCAGAUAACGCAACAGAUUCAACAAUUGCAAAGACAGCAGAGAGAGUUCGAGAAACAACAGCAGAGACAGCUUCAACAUAUCGAAAAGCAGCAAGUGCAGAUUAACGCGCAACAAGAGUUUCCGAUAAAACAGGAACCUCAAGGGCAGGUUGUGCACCAGAAUAACAACGUUAUUUUAAAAACGGAACCCGAGGCUAAACAAAACCAGCCAAUCAUACAAAAAGUACAGUCCGACCCCCAGAAAGAUGAUAACGGUGCACAGAGUGUACAAGCGUUCGCAGCGGUGCAUUCGUCGCCGGAAGUAUUUUUAAAUUUAGGGUUUAAAGAAAGUCCGUUGGUCACGCAAACCGUUCGCGAAGACGCGAAAGAGUUUAAGACGGACGACGACGAGGACGCGAUAUCCCGUAAUUCGAUUGGACAGAUUUCAGAGUUUCUACGAAUCAAAUCAGGCCCGGAACCUACAUCGUUGAUCACGGUGAAUCCCCAAGUUAUUACUCAAUCUAGAGACAUCGUUUGUAAAGAUUGCGACAAAACGUUCACCUCGGUAAAUCAACUGAACAGUCACAGUUGUGCUGGCUCGUCGUUCAAUUCAAGGUCUAGUUUACUUCAAACCCUAUUAACCGACGCCACUGAGAGUGAAAUCAAAGAGGACCCUUUACAAACUAAUAAUAAUUCUUUUAGUUGUAAUGUGUGUGGCAAGCCGUUCAAACGGAGAGAGCAUCUCUAUCAGCAUCGAAAGUUGCAUACCGGCGAACGUCCAUUUGUCUGUACCACGUGCGCAAAGGCGUUCAGUCGCAAAGAACACUUAGUCAGGCAUUCUGUAUCCCAUACAGGUGAAAAAAUGCACGAGUGCGAGAUGUGCGGUAAAAGUUUCUCCCGGAAGGACAAUCUUCACAAGCAUCGUAAAACCCACGGCGUGUCUGGUCCGUACAUCUGUGAAACUUGUGGUAAAUCGUUUGUGGUCAAGCAUUAUUAUUUGAUGCAUUUAACCACGCAUGCGACAACUACCGGCGAUGGUGGAAAUUGUCAGGAUCCUUUGCCAUACAAGUGUGAUCUUUGUCAUAAGGCGUUCUCGGUUAAACAAUAUCUCACGACUCACAAGCUCAGACACAGAUCGAAGAACAGUAACAAUUCCGGUCAAAAUUCUGUAAACGGUCAACAACAAACGCAACAGACUAACACGACAAACAACGUGAACAUAGUAAGUAAUAAUGUUGCUAGUUCUGGGCCAUUAAAUGGUAAUAACGGACAGUCUAACAAUGGAUCGACCGUCGAGAUCGAGAGUGUUAUAGAGAAAACUGAGGAACCGAUCGGCUCCUUUGAUAAUCAGUAUCAUAAUAAUAUACAAGAAUUUCAAUGAGAUA
This is a messenger RNA of Dufourea novaeangliae, 2345 nucleotides long. Its product is annotated as zinc finger protein 853-like. NCBI's taxonomy places the organism in Eukaryota, Metazoa, Arthropoda, Insecta, Hymenoptera, Halictidae. The record is from RefSeq and is a predicted model, not a curated record. The coding region runs from base 158 to 2341 and encodes 727 amino acids. The transcript is spliced from 3 exons. Gene Ontology annotation, cellular component: nucleus. Gene Ontology annotation, biological process: negative regulation of transcription by RNA polymerase II. Gene Ontology annotation, molecular function: DNA-binding transcription repressor activity, RNA polymerase II-specific; zinc ion binding.